Messenger RNA from Leptopilina heterotoma, 2599 nucleotides. Its product is annotated as major royal jelly protein 1-like. The record is from RefSeq and is a predicted model, not a curated record. The transcript is spliced from 3 exons. Gene Ontology annotation, cellular component: extracellular region. The coding region runs from base 171 to 1409 and encodes 412 amino acids. Lineage: Eukaryota; Metazoa; Arthropoda; Insecta; Hymenoptera; Figitidae.
GGUCUUGUCUCUAUACCACUGGUUGUACUACUGUCACUUGUAGUUUAGUUUCUUUCUCAGAACAAGUUCGAUAUAAGCGUGACGAGAGAAAUACGUUUUCGCGCAAACAAGUAUAAUUUAUUAUUGGGAAUGGUGGUGCUACAUGAUCUGAUUUUUCUUUUAUGUAAGGCAUGAAUCUCGUUUUUGCUGUAAUCUGUGCACUUGUGCAAUACACUAAUGGUGUAGGGCUAGAAGUAAUCUAUCAGUGGAAAUAUCUGGAUUGGGUUUGGCCAAACGUCCCAUUAACUGGCAGUGAAUUUAUAUUUGGAAAUGCCUUUACGCAGGAUGUAGAUGUUGACAAAAUUGGACGGGUUUUUGUAACAAGUCCACGCUGGCUCAAAGGUGUUCCAAUUUCACUUUCCACUUUAUCUAAUCUAGAUGGACCUGGAGGUCCUUUGUUACUUCCAUAUCCUGAUUGGACAUGGUUUGUGCCCAACACGUGCGACAGCAUCAUUUCUGUCUACCGAGUUGCUAUUGAUGAAUGCGAUCGACUCUGGGUGGUCGACAGCGGAAGGGCUGAGUCAAAAGCUGUAUGUCCCACAAAGAUAUUGAUUUUUGAUUUAAAAACUGACCAACUGAUUCACAAAUAUGUGAUACCAGAUUAUCAAACAUUUUCGGGAAAAGCAUCUUUGGUAACGCCAAUAGUAGAAAUUGGCAAAUCUUGUAUGGAUGCAUAUCUUUAUAUAGCAGAUGUAGAACAAAAUGGAAUUGAAAUUUACGAUCUAAAAUACGAUCGUUCAUGGAGAUUAAAUAAUACAAGAGGAAAUGCCUUUGGUCCUGAUCCUGAAACUAAAGCAAUGUUCAUCACCAUUGCAGGGGAACAAUUUGAUCUAACUGAUGGUGUAUUAGGAAUGUCUCUAUCUCCUUCAGGGUUUUUUGAUAAAAGAUACCUCUAUUUCAAUUCCUUGGCAAGUUUUUACCAGAAAUUUACAGACGUGAGUUCGUUAAAAGAAAGUCUGUAUAAAGAGCCGUUGGUUUACCAAUCGAUUCAGAAGAGAUCGAGUCAAGCUGGCGUUCAGGCGACUUCACGACGUGGCGUAUUAUUUUUCCAGCUGGUGCAGAAAACCGCCAUAGCUUGUUGGAAUAUUGAAAAACCGUUUACACCAGAGAAUAUUGUAACGAUCGCUCAGGACGAAGAAAAACUCCAGUACGUGAGCGGCAUCAAAGUUAUUGUAAACAAAUACGGAGUCGAAGAAUUGUGGUUUAACACAAAUAGAUUACAAAAAACAAUAAACAAAACACUCAGGCCAGACGAGAUAAAUUUCCGAAUCAUUCGUGGUAAUGUCGAUGAAAUAAUUCAAGGCACUAAAUGUGAGACCAGUGGUCAUAGAAACCGUGCACCUGAUAUUUCAUCCUGGCAACAAAUAUGAUCUCGAAUCAAACUCAUGAUUAGUCUGAGACUGAAUUAUUAUGAAGCAUUAUUUAAUCGUAUAUUUAAUUAUUUUGUAAAUAAAUAUUUCUGUAUAUUGAAUAAAACUUAGAAAAAAAAUUGGUGAUAUCAGUAUCACUAACAGAAAUAAAAUUUUAGAUCUGAAAAGAAUAAUAAAUAUUUUAUAGCAACUUCAUUUUUUCCAGGCUAAACAAUAUUCCAAUAAUAAUCUUAAUAGAGUCAAUCCUCUACACUGACGGAUGGCGUUGCAUGAUUUGAGCACUUCCAGUGUCGUAUUCUUUGAGAUUAUGAAGAAAUGAAAAAACAAAGAUAAAUAAAUUUUUGAAAUACCUUUAUUUAAUACAUGAGGCAUUUCAUGUGAAUUCACCCAAGUAACAAAUUUGAUUUCUUGAGAUGAGGUUUAAAGUUUGCACAAUUCUUAGUCCUAAUCAGUACAAAUUAUAAAAUGAAAUAUUAUUGAUUUAUUUAAAUAAUUGUAUGUUGUAGAGGGAGUUAAAAAUGUUUAUAAUACAUGGAAUUUGUAGCGACUUUUACCCACAUUUAAGUGGUACUAGCAGAGCUUGUCGCGCGCUAUAUUUCUACUUUCGACUAAUGACACUUAACAGCUUGUUACUUCUUGUGUGUAUAAAAAUCUAACAAGACUUUAGGAAUUUUUUUGACGACACUAUUUAAGAUAUAACUUUUUUAUAGGGAAAAUUUUCUCAAGUGUACCAAUGUCAAAAUUAUAAGUUGUUAGAUCGGGCUAAUAUUUUCACAGUAUUCAGUACUAUGAAUGAGUACUUCAACUAAAAUGUAUUAUGAAAUUUUAUAAAAAAUUGUAGAGAGGGUUGAAGAUUUUGGAUAAGUAUGUACAGUGAGUUUUCUAAAAAAAUCAUAGCUUUUACACUCAGGCGCAAAAUUUCAGUACAUUUGUACUGAUUGCUUUUGAAUGCUGUCUUCACUUCAAAUCUAAAUAUUUUUGUAAGAAAUUAUGUAAAAACUAUCAAACUAGGAUCAUUUUAAAGUUUAAUAAUUAUUUUUUUAAGCGAACUUUAUCUUCCGUUUACAAACAGUUGUUAGUAAAGAAAUUAUUUACUGGUCCAAAACAAUUGCUAGAACAAUUCCAAUUAAUAUCUGGGUCAUUAAAAUUAAUUUACUUCACAAUUCAUAAAAAGUAACCACAGCCGAUAA